UCUCUGGCAGGUUCCGGUAAAGCGGAGUGUGUUCGGGCGGUCGACGUCUUGACGGUGCUCAGAGAGAAAGUGGCCUUCGUCUCAGGUGGACGGGACAAACGAGGCGGACCAAUCCUGACCUUCCCUGCCAGGACCAAUCAUGAUCGAAUAAAACAGGAAGACCUCAGUCGAUUGGUCACGUACUUGGCGACCAUACCGAGUGAGGACGUCCGUGCUCGGGGCUUCACCGUGGUGGUGGACAUGCGCGGCAGUAAGUGGGACAGUGUGAAGCCGGUGCUGCGGACGCUGCAGGAGUCGUUUUCCUCCAACAUUCACUCAGCGCUGCUCAUCAAACCCGACACGUUCUGGCAGAAGCACAAAACCAACCUGGGCAGCGCCAAGCUCAGCUUCGAGACCAGCCUAGUGUCGGUGGAGGGCCUGUCCCGAUUGGUCGAUCCCUCCCAGCUGACCUCUGACCUCGGCGGCUCGUUGGAGUACGACCAUGUGGAGUGGACCGAGCUGCGUCUGGGCCUGGAGGAGUUCUCGGGGGCCGCAACGCAGCUGCUGGUCCAGCUGGAGCAGCUGGAGGCCGGACUGAGCCGCAUAGCAGAGCCUCAGGACGUGGACGAGGCCCGCAAGCUUCUGGAAGAGCACAGUCGUCUCCGUAACACCAUCGCCACGGCGCCCGUCGACGCUCUUGAACGAGAGGGGCGGAGCUUGCUCCAGCGGAUGCGCCUGGGCCCCGCACACGGCGACGCCCCCAACGAAGGCGGCGGCGUCGGCAGUAGCCACGGCAGCUGGCUGUCGGGCGGAGCAGACUUCCAGAGCGUGGCGCCAAAGGUUUCCUCUCUGCUGGACCGGCUGCAGGCGGCUCGUAGCCACCUGCUGCAGAGCUGGGGCGACAGGAAGCUGCACCUGGAUCAGGUGCUGCAGCUGCACUUGUUUGAGCAGGAUGCCACCAAGAUGUCGGAGUGGAUCGCUCACAGUAAGGAGUUGUUCGUGCAGAGUCUGGCGGAGGUCGGUCAGAACCACCAGCACGCCAUCGACCUCCAGACACAACACCAGCACUUCACCGCCAACUGCAUGAACGGCAGCGUGAACGUGGACAGCGUGGUUACCGUGGCGGCGCGGCUCGCCGAGGCCGGUCACUACGGGGCGGAGCGGAUCGCACUGGUGUCGUCACGGUUACAGGAAGACUGGAAGUCCCUGACGACGGCGUUGGAAGAGCGCAGCAACACGCUCGCCAUGGCAACCGGCUUCCACCAGGGGGCAGAACAGUUCCUGCUCAGGGUCGAGGGUUGGGUCCAAGUGUGCUCAGAGGGGCCGUUGCCAUCGGCGACGGCAGAGCUGGAAGCUGCCGUUAAGAAACACCAGGAGCUUAACGAGGAGAUCUCUGCCAACUUCACACAGGUCAGUGAGAGCGGUAAAGCCUUAUUGGAGGUCCUCCAGCGUUGCCCGGCGUCCGAUUCUGAAGAUGCUGCGACCAAGCCGGACUUCACUGCGGCAACACACGGUAUCAUGGCAGUUCUGCACCAGGUCAUGCAGGGUCAACAUGAGGUGGAGGGAGCGUGGCAGCAUCGGAAGCUCCGCCUCCACCAGCGCCUGCAGCUGUGCGUGUUUCAGCAGGACGUCAGACAGGUGCUGGACUGGGUGGAGCAGCACGGCGAGGUUUUCCUGAACAAACACAGCGGAGUCGGGAAGUCUCUGCACCGAGCGAGAGCGCUGCAGAAACGCCAUGACGACUUCCAGCAGGUUGCCCAGAACACUUACACUAAUGCAGAGAAGCUGCUGGAAGCCGCCGAUCAGCUGGCUCAGUCCGGAGAGUGUAAAGAGGAGGAGAUCUACCAGGCGGCCAGAGACCUGGAGCUACGCAUGCAGGCGUUUAUUCAGCGGGUUGAACAGAGGAAGCUGCUGCUGGACCUCGCUGUGUCCUUCUACACACACACCAAGGAGCUCUCAGCGUGGAUGGAGGGAUUACAGAAGCAGAUCUCCUCAGAUGUUUGUGUUUGUCCCGACUCUGUUGAGUCUCUUCAGACUCUCAUCAGUCAGCAGCAGCAGCAGCAGGCCAACACACAGGAAGCUGCGAUGAGUGUCAUCCGGGAAGGAGAAGACCUCAUCCUGCAACUCAGGCCUCAGGGCAGCGCGGUGGGCCAUGUGGAGUCAGUGCUGCAGCAGCUGGAGGAGUCUCACGUUCAGCUGGAGGAACUUUUCCAUCAGCGAAAGAUCCGACUGGACGUUUACCUGCAGCUGCGCAUCCUGCACCAAUGCACGCUGGAGGUAACCGGGGAGAUUGACGCCUGGAAGCAGGACCUCCAGAAACAGGCCCAGGACUUCUCCGCCGAGAAGCUAGCGGCGCCGCGGCUAGCCGACGGAAACCAGGACAAGCUAGCGCUGGGUCAGUCCCGGCUGGUGGAGGCGAGUCCCGAGGCGCUAACGUUAGCACAGCAGCGCAUCCACAGACACAUGGAGCGCAGGCUGGCGAUGAAUAACAUGAUCUAUGAGGUCAUCCAGCAAAGCCACGACCUGCAGCAGUACAUCACCGAGGUCCAAGCGUCAGGUAUCGAGCUGUCCGAGGCGGAGGGCGGCCUCUCUUCUCAGGUGGAGGAGCUGCAGCGCCUCAUGCAGGACAAACAGAAGGAGCUGCAGCAGAUCGCGGAUCACACGCACACACACCUGGAGCAGAAUCUGCAGCUGAGACACCUGCAGAGCCAGGUCAAACAGGUGCUCGGCUGGAUCUCGGAGGGUGAGGUCAUGCUGUCGUCCUGCAUGUUGAACUCCAGCUGUUUGUCUGAAGCAGAGCAGCUGCAGAGGGAGCACGAGCGCCUCCAGCAGGCCAUCGAGGCUCUCCUCCAUGCUGACUCCCUGCAGAGGACCCAUCAGGUGGCUCUGGCUCUGCAGCAGAGAGCAGAGCUGCUGGUCAGGUCAGGUCACUAUGAUCCAGAUGCAGUGAGGUCGUGUGCCCAGACGGUGGCGCUGCACUGGCAGACUCUAAUGCUGAGGAUCGAGGAUCGACUCAAACUAGUCAACGCCUCGGCCGCCUUCUACAGAACCUCCCAGCAGGUGUGUGGGGUGCUGGAGAGUCUGGAGCAGGAGUACCGCAGGGAGGAGGACUGGUGUGGAGGAGGAGACCGACAGCCGGAGCAGCUUCUGCCGCUCAUGAACAAACACAUGGAGCAGAAGGAGGCUUUUCUUAAGGCCUGCACACUAGCGAGGCGCAACGCAGAGGUUUUCCUGAAGUACAUCCAUCGCAACAGCGUCACCAUGGCGAACAUCUCCGGCCACAGCGUCACCGUUUCAGGGGUUACCGAGGUAACCGGUCACUCCAGGGUACCGGAGCAACAGGUCAAAGGUAUCCUCAGUGAGUUGCUUCAGAGGGAAAACAGAGUUCUUCAUUUCUGGACGUUAAAGAAGCGUCGGCUGGACCAGUGUCAGCAGUACCUGAUGUUCCAGAGUCACGCUCAGCAGGCUCUGGAUUGGCUGCAGCAGUCAGGUGACCACUACCUCUCCACGCACACGUCGCCCGGCGCCGCGGCAACCGAGACGCAAGAGCUGCUCAACCAACACCGAGAAUUCUGUGUUUCGGCCAAACACACGCAGGAGAAGGUUCACCUGCUGAUCCAGCUGGCUGAGAGCAUGCUGGCUAAAGGCCACGCCCACCGGGUGGAGCUGCGGCGCUGCGUCUCCACGGUGGACAAACGGUACCGGGACUUCACCGUCAGGAUGGGACAAUACCGCCACCUGCUGGAGACAGCGCUGGGAGGAUGCUCACAGGACAACAAGGAUUUGGAGUUGGAGCUGAUCCCCAACAGUCUGUCUGACUCGGACCCUGAGGUGAACCUGUCCGACCCGAGUCACCAGAUCAGCGACGAGAAGCGACGCUCCGCCCGCAAGAAAGAGUACAUCAUGGCCGAGCUGCUGCAGACGGAGAGAGUCUACGUCAGAGAUCUGCAGGAAUGUAUCGAGACGUACCUGUGGGAGAUGACGAGCGGCUCGGAGGACGUUCCUGCUGGUCUGAACAACAAAGACGACAUUGUGUUCGGAAACAUCCAGGACAUCUACGAGUUCCACAACAGUAUUUUCCUGAAGGAGUUGGAAAACUACGAGCAGCUUCCUGAAGACGUUGGACACUGUUUCGUUACCUGGGCUGAUAAGUUCCACAUGUACGUGACGUACUGCAGGAACAAACCAGACUCCAGUUUACUGAUCCAGCAGCAGGGAGCCGGAUUCUUCGAG
Messenger RNA from Scomber scombrus (Atlantic mackerel), 4212 nucleotides. RefSeq names its product kalirin-like. The record is from RefSeq and is a predicted model, not a curated record. NCBI's taxonomy places the organism in Eukaryota, Metazoa, Chordata, Actinopteri, Scombriformes, Scombridae. The transcript has 32 exons. The annotation marks the transcript as partial. Gene Ontology annotation, cellular component: cytoplasm. Gene Ontology annotation, molecular function: protein binding; guanyl-nucleotide exchange factor activity.